Penicillium soppii is the source of this 1539-nucleotide messenger RNA. RefSeq names its product glycosyl hydrolase family 79 C-terminal domain-containing protein. The coding region runs from base 1 to 1539 and encodes 512 amino acids. The transcript is spliced from 7 exons. The record is from RefSeq and is a predicted model, not a curated record. NCBI's taxonomy places the organism in Eukaryota, Fungi, Ascomycota, Eurotiomycetes, Eurotiales, Aspergillaceae.
AUGUAUACUCUGUCUUUGGUCAAGUUAUUGGCAUUUUGCUACUCGCUGGGUGCAACAGGGCACUUAAUCGAGCUCAAAGCUUCUACAGACUUACCACACGGUGCUUCUCAGCCAGUUGAUCAUGCAUUCGCCUCGUUCUCGUGGCCCGUCCAUUUCUUUGCGGACUAUGCAGGCAAUAAGAGUUGCCCAAACCAUUUCUCACAAGAUAUCAUCAAUCUUCUACAUGAGAAAACGGGAGCGUACCCACAUAUUCGAGUUGGCGGAACUUCGGCAGACCGCGCCAUUUUGAACACCUCCCAGAGCAGCUCUAUAGUUCUCUCGGCCGAAUCAGACAAUGGUAUUCCCCUCGAAGUCUCCCUAGGACCUGUCUUCUUCGAAGGAUUCGAAAAUUUCCCCAGCACACCAUGGACCUUCCAAGUGAAUCUCGCCAAUAACAAAAGCAAUGCCUUGGAAAAUGCUCUUGCUGAAGCCCGAGCAGCGAUAAGCCAUAUUCGGGGAAAUCUCUAUGCCUUUGAGAUUGGAAAUGAGCCUGAUCUUUAUCCGGGAGAUGUGAGGCCACUGGAUUAUACGGUGGCAGAUUAUGUCAAGGAAUGGAGAUCUUUUGCGGAUGCUAUCUCUACGGAAGUACUGCAUGGAAAUAGAUACGGUUUGAAUGACUGGACGUUGUUCCAAGCUUUGACAUUUGUCUUCAAUCUCAAUGGCUUCUCUACAGCACAAGCAUUCAAAGAUGGGAUUGACAUGGAUGGACAUGUUAAAUCGGUGUCGUGGCAUCAAUACGCCUCCGGCAAUCAAGCUUGGGUCCGACUCCAAGAAUCUUUCAUGAACCACACUGCAGUUACCGGAAACUUGUCCCAGUACAUCGAAGACAUGACCCUGAUUCACAGCUACAACCCAAACAUCACAUUCCUUCUCGGCGAAACAAACAGCGACUACGUAAAUCUGAACAUGAGCCAGAUAGAAGGCGUCUUCGGAAGCUCUCUCUGGUUGAUCGACUACCUUCUCUAUGGGAUGAGUGUGAACAUCACCCGCUUCAAUCUAAUCCAAGGAACAACGUUCGGCUAUGCGGGCUGGACACCAGUUGAACACAACGGCCUAGCACCGCAAGUCCGGGCCCCGCUAUAUGGCCAACUCGUCGCAGCGGAAGCUAUUGGUCGGCACCCAAUCGUUCAGGUAAAAGCUUUGGAUCUCGAGCGAGAUGAUUUGUCCGCAUAUGCGAUUUACGAGUCGGGUGUUCUUGCUAGAUAUCUGGUUGUUAAUUUGGAUGGGUGGAAUUCGACAACGAAAUACGCGAGACCUUCACAGAAGUUUGCGCUUGAUGUCUCGCAUCGUGUGAAAUCUGCCGAGAUCAAGAGGCUUGUUGGUCCGGGAGCGAGUGCUGAUACUGGGAUUACGUGGGGUGGAUUUAGUUGGAACUAUACAGAUGGGAGACUCGGGCGGACUGGGAAAGAUGAUACUGAGGUUUUGAAAGUGUUGAAGGGAGCUGUACGACUUGAAGUGGACUCUAGUGAAGCCGUUAUUGUUGAGUUGCAGCAGGAGUAG